AUGCCUCUCAUUGGAGUGAAGAAUGUUGUGCUGGUCCUUUCCGGAAAAGGAGGCGUGGGGAAAUCUUCCGUCACACUCCAGCUCGCGCUUGCGCUCUCGCUCCAAGGCAAAUCUGUCGGAAUCCUUGACAUCGACCUGACCGGGCCUUCAAUGCCACGCCUCGUCGGACUUGAAGAUGCAAAGAUCACACAAGCGCCAGGCGGAUGGAUGCCGGUAUCAGUUCAUGGGGCCGAAUUCGCCGCCGAAGCCGACACUUCAGCGCCCUCAACACAACUACACCGCGGCUCCCUUCGUUGCAUGUCCCUGGGCUUCCUUCUCCGCGAUCGGGGCGACGCUGUAAUCUGGCGCGGACCAAAGAAAACGGCUAUGAUCCGCCAAUUCCUCUCAGAUGUUUUCUGGGGCCCGACUGAUUACCUGCUAAUCGACACGCCUCCCGGAACGAGUGACGAGCACAUUGCGCUAGCUGAGCAGCUGCUCACCCUCUCCACCACAGAUGCGGCGGCUGCUGCGCAAACAGACUUACCUCGACUUGCUGGUGCAGUCCUUGUUACAACGCCGCAGGCUGUGGCAACCUCUGACGUGCGCAAAGAGGCGAACUUCUGUGUUAAGACCAAGAUUCCCGUGCUUGGAGUCAUCGAGAAUAUGUCCGGUGGAGGAGGACAGGUAAUGGCCCAGGAAUUAAGCCUUCCAUUUAUGGGCAGCGUGCCUAUUGAUGUGAAAUUUGGAGAAUUGGUGGAAGGAAAGAUGGAGGCUGGGGAUAGUGAUGAGGACGAGGAGAGUCCAGAGAGUCAACCACAAGGUACUCCUGCUGAGCCUGAUGAUCGACCGCUCGUUGAACGAUACCGGGAUACCUGGUCUUAUCCUCGAUUUGAGGGAUUUGCGCAGACCUUGAUGAGCCGUAUUGAGGGUCCGACUCCCAUAUAG
This is a messenger RNA of Penicillium digitatum Pd1, 924 nucleotides long. Lineage: Eukaryota; Fungi; Ascomycota; Eurotiomycetes; Eurotiales; Aspergillaceae. The record is from RefSeq and is a predicted model, not a curated record.